GCAAACAAACAUAUUUACAGAACUCUACAAAUAUUUAAUGAAUCAUGCCAUCCAUGAUGGUUGAAUGUAACUGUAAGAAUUUUCAAUUUGUUAUUGUUGUUUUAUCCUUUAAAUAAUUCAUGUGUGUUAAUGUCUGCGUCUGUCUUGUUUGAGUGCAAAACGAAAUACAGAAAACAUAUAAACAAAAAGCAUAUACAAACUAAAUGUCCAGUCCUUUGCUAUGUGAAUGUCCUUAACUGACAACAACGGCAGCAAUAGCAAACAGAAAAUAUUUAAAAUAAGUGCAAGCUUUCACCUAAUUAACCAAUGUAUUAAAAAAAAUUGAAACUACUUACUCGCUCAAAAGAGAGGGAGACAGCAUGAGGGUGUUUGAAUGUUAAACCUGUAACCACUUUACUGCUAACAACUCGUCCACCCGGUUGUUAGAUUGUCCCAGAGAAAUGCAUUAAAAUCCAAUCAGUCACAUUUAGCCAGACCCCUAAGUAGAGACACUUGGUCACAAAGCAGAGUCAAACACACAGAGCAUAGAACGCACCGAGCAACACUCUCUCUCUCUCCUCCACCUGUAUUAUGCAAAUAAAUAUUGCAAACAGUGGUCCAACAAUGGCUGCAUCCGAGCCACCAGAACCACCGCCGCGUAAUCCGGAACGCAUUAAUGCCACACUGCACAAGUUGGCCGAAUCCAAAAAUAUCAAGUCAUUAGAUUCCAGUGCACUCAAUGACAAAACCCGCAAUAAUAAUAAACCUUUGAAAACGAUAUUGUCAUUGGAUAAUACAACAACAUCAACAACAGCCGCAGGAACAACUCAGACAGUGGCUGUGGCAGCAACGACGGCAACUCUAACGACAGUAGCAGCGGCAGCUGUGCCGACAACAUCAGUGGCAUCUGCCACACCGAUAACAGCGGGUUCGACAAAAUUUGCUGCCAGCUCGAACAACGUACAGUCCCCAUCGGCCACGGCAGCCGCCUCAGCACUUUUCUAUAAUAAACAUAAAAAUCAGCAACAACAAAAGCAACUGCAACAGCAACAACAGCAGCAACAACAACAACUACAAUCACCACACAAUGAUUUAACACCAAGUGGUGAAAGCAUCACAUCGCCUUUAAGCUCCAAUGGUAGCAGUCAUACCCUAACAUCACCAAUGACUAUUGAUAAUCAGCAACAGCAGCAACAACAGCAUCGUCUCAAUUUCCCCUAUCCCUCGGCGAAAGGUAAUAACAGCAGCAGCAAUAGCAACAGCAACAGUUGUAGUGGAGGCAGUGGUGGUACAGAUACCACUACAGCUAUACCACACAUGACCCAACAAUUGAACGGAGGCAGCCAACGGAGUGGCGUUGGUGGCCUUCUAAACGAACAACAACAGAAUCAUCAUCUGGCCAAUGGCAGUACAGGUAGUGCUGGCAGCGUUAGUGCCGGUUCCGCAUCGUCGACCAACAGCAAUCACAGCAACACAAGUCUGAAUGCGGCCAACGUCUACAACUCGAACAACAUUAACAGCAACAAUUCACCAGCUUCGGGAUCAAAUAUUCAUCCAACAUUAGACUCUCCCACGAAACUGCGCGAAGAAAACGAACGGCUUAAUGCUGAACUUCACAGAUUACGCAAGCUUCUCGAAACAUCUCCGGAAGGGGCUGUGGGUGGCAUCGAUCUCUCUGACUCGAAUAGCUGUGGCGAUGGACAAUCAACAGAUGGCAGCAGUUCCAACACACAACAACGUAUCGAUCGCCUGGAACAAGAGUUGCGAUCAGCCAAAAAUCAAUUAAUGAACUUACGCAUUGAACGUAAAAAACUUCGAAGUGAUAAAAAUGAACUAGUCGGCCAAGUGAAGCAGCUGUGUGCUUCAUUGCAGGAAAAAGAACAAGAGUUGAGAGAUUUCAUACGAAACUAUCAGGAACGGGUAAGAGAAUCGGAAUCGAAUAAUGCCAAACUUUCGGGAGAUCGUGAACGAGAACGUUGGCAAUUGUUGAAGCAGGCACGAGAUGAGGCGGAGCGAUCGCUCUCAUUGGCCCAACAGCUGAGCGCCCGGGAUAUGCAGCUGCAGAAGUUGCAGGAACAAUUGCAAAGACAAAUGGCCGGGCAGGGAUGUAUGUCGGAUCAAGAGAGUUUACUCUCCUUUGCCCCAUUGACGCCACCCUCUGCAGCAUCGGGUCUUAUGAAUGCCCAAAUGAAUAGUGUCGCUGGUAGUGGUGCUGGAGGCAGUGGAGCGGGAAGUGCUGCCACAUAUCGUAAUGAUGAUAGUGGGCGUGGCAAUUCAAACUCCCUCUCAGCAUUCAGUAAUAGUUCGGGUAACACAGCCGGCGAUCGCAAUUCAUGUUCCAAUGAUUCCGCCUUGCGCAAUAACAGUGAUCGGGAGAGUACCGGCGGCGAUAUGAAUUUCAGCGAUGGUGUAUCGGAUAAUGGACCGUGUAUUACGGUGGAUCCCGACAGCAUAUCGCUGGUGUCUAGUCAAAAUAUGUAUCAAUACGGCACUCCCAAAGAAAGAAGUCCAACUUUGUCACCUCUGAAUUCAGCAGCUUAUUCCAGAUCUGUGGAACAAUUGGGCUCACCCGUUGACUCCGAGGGACCAGGAGCUGUGGCUCGUAAAUAUCCUCCCAAAACGUCGGGGACCACACUGGGUGCACGCAAUGGUCGUGGCGGUACUUGGGGUAGUAUAUCAAGGGUGUUUGCCAGGUCAAGGAAUAAAAACAAGGCUUUAUCUUCGGAUGGUGCCAGUGAGUUUAAUGAUUACGCCUGGAGUCCCCUAUCGGAAGAGGGUUAUGCUGAAAAAUUACGCUUACUGCGAGAAGCCUCCCAGCUACCUAUGGAAAGAUGGAGGGCCUCUCAAGUAUUGGCCUGGCUGGAGGUGGCACUCGGUAUGCCCCAGUACAGUUCACGUUGUGCUGAAAAUGUUAAAAGCGGCAAAGUUCUGCUGGAGCUAAACGACAUGGAACUAGAAGCUGGUCUUGGCUUGGCCCAUCCAAUGCAUCGUAAAAAACUGCGUCUGGCCAUUGAGGAACAACGUCGACCCGAAAUGGUACGUUACCCGAUGAUAACACAAUUGGGCCAUACAUGGGUGGCCUCCGAAUGGCUGCCCGACAUUGGUUUGCCCCAGUACGCUGAAUCGUUCCUGCAUUCAUUGGUCGAUGCCCGCAUGUUGGACACACUGUCGAAAAAGGAGCUGGAAAAGUUUUUGGGUGUCACAAGGAAAUUCCAUCAGGCCAGCAUUGUACAUGGUAUUCAUGUCUUGCGCAUUGUAAAAUACGAUCGUCAAAACUUGGCCAUGCGCCGAGUCCAAUCGGAAAAUGUCGAUACGGAUCCCAUUGUCUGGACCAAUCAACGUUUUAUCCGCUGGGCUCGUUCCAUUGAUUUGGGUGAAUACGCUGAUAAUCUUAAAGAUAGCGGAGUGCACGGUGGCUUAGUUGUGUUGGAGCCCUCCUUUUCGGGCGAUACCAUGGCCACCGCGUUGGGCAUACCACCCUCAAAGAACAUAAUACGACGACAUUUAUCAACGGAAUUUGAUGCAUUAAUUUUACCCGCCAGAGCUACAUUGGGUCAAGGCAUACGCUCCGGUUGUGGCAUAGUUCCUUUAACAGGACCCGGUGGCCUUCAACACUAUGCCUCAACAGAUCGACGUUCAACUGGAAGUUUAAGGAUAUCGGCAUGGAAAGGAUCACAGAGCUCCCUCUCAAAGGCCUUCCGUUUCAAUACAAAAUCAUCCCGGAGCGGUAGCUCAAUUGGUGACCGCGCCUCUGUUGGGAACUCCACCUCCCCAACACCAUCGUUUAGUAGCUCAGAGGGGGGCGGAGGAAUUUACGCCACUGUAGGUGCCUAUCCAUAUGGGAGUCAAACAUACCAACAACAACAACAGCAGCAGUACAGUAAUCAUCAUUAUCCUCCACCCACUACCGCACCUCCUCCACCACCACCUGCUGCUGUGUCCACACCAUCAUCAACGUCGUCACAGCAACAGCUGCAUCACUAUCAACAGCAACAGUUCUACAUACAUCCUCACCAACAACAACAACAACAGCAGCAACAAGCAAAUGCCCAUCGCAUCAGUGCACCGCCGGCAGGCACAGGUCUGGAUACCCCAACCGAUUCUAGUCUUCUCUAUGAACAGCAUCGUCGUGUCAAAAGCAUCAGUGAUAUUGGAGCGACAGCCGCCAGCGCCGGCGGUUCGACGGUCUAUGGUACCUCAAAUCGUGAUCGUAUGAGCGGUAUUAGUGGCCUUAGCAGUAUGGGCCUAUCCGAUACGGCCAGCAUAGCCAGCAGUGGGGGACUAAUGACCGAACAUGGCAAUCAUUUGGGUGGCGGUGGUUCGGCAACAGAAUCUUCCAAUUCGCCUGUAUGAGAAUCGGUUAUAAUGUAAGUCCCUGGGAAAUGAGUAUUCAUGGAUGCCAAGGACUUACAUUGCCUGCAAACACCCACCCAUUCUCAAUGCACACACUUACACUAACACACAUGCCCAUCAUACAAAUUAAACGGACAUAUGAGCCCCAAAAAUGAAAGGCCAGUUAUGUUCGAGUGCUUCUGCAGUGGCCGAUUAUGGUCGGCAGAAAAUGUAGGUUAACUCAAUUUCAGUUAAAUUAAAAGCAUUUAAAAUCAAUCGUAGUUAGUUAUACUCAAUUAUCGAGACCAAACCAAAACAGAUGAUGCCCAGGCCCAUAAUGAUGAUGUGGAUGCUGAUGCCGAUGCCCAGGCGGAGGAGUUCGAUACAAAUUCACAACAACAGCAGCAGCAGCAGUGGCGUCGUUAGCAACAAACAGUCGCCAAAGCGCAUUAAAACAUCCACCAACCAAAUGCUCAUAGCAAUUAAAAGUUUUUUUCGUUCGUUCGUUCAUUCAUUUGUUUGUUUCUGCUUCUGUUUUUGUUUUCGCUUUUCUAUUUGUUUAUGUGUUGCACAUUUCUGUCAGUUGCACACUUUUUCUGUUCCUUGUAUUCUGUGUUUGGCACAUCGCUGACCCGGUGCUUUAUGUCUGUGUGUGGGGUUGUGUGUGCACAUAAUUUAAUCUGCACUUCCGUUAAUUUUGGUUUUUCUGACUGCCUGCCUGCCUAUCUGUUUUCGAACCAAACAUUGUCGACCAAAUUAAGUUUUCAAACCUCAACAGCAACAAGAACAACAGCCAAACCUAUUCACGAGUUAUUCAUUUAAAUUGCGGUAUGCGGAUGUGGGAAUUGGCACAAAUAUUUAUAUUCCAAUCUAUAUUGAAUUUUGUGGUUGCCAUUUCGGUUGGCAGUGGCACAAUUUCGAAUGUUUUUUUUUUAAUAUUUUGAAUUCAAUGGCAUAAAUAAUUAGGAAUUAAUAAAAACAGUCAUAAAAUGAGAAGAACCAAAUAUUUCUAGGCAAAAUACUUGUGGAGAUCCGCACCAUGAACAGGAAAAAGGUGAUAGUCCUAAAGACAUUCUAUCUAUAAAAGGAUAUUAUUCAUGUGAUAGCAAUAGAGGAUCUUUUACCCAUAGGAAGGCUUAAAAUACCUGUAAAAAACAUUUCUUUCUUUAAAAGUCUCUUGAAAAGUUGCUUCUUUAUAGUAGACAUAUAGAAAGACUUUAUAAGGACAACUGACUUUACAAAUUUUGUAAAAAGUUACCUCUCCAUAGAAUAGAUGGACUUUUUUAGGAAAAAUGACCCCCAAAAGAUAUUUAGCUCACAAAAGAUCCAUGUUUAAUAGACUGGCAGAAUAACUGAACAACAUUUGUCUAAACUUAGAAAAUCUUUAAACGCUUAUAUAGGCAUUUAAAACUUGUAAAACCAUUUUCGUCCUUUGAAGA
This is a messenger RNA of Musca domestica (house fly), 5750 nucleotides long. RefSeq names its product kazrin (gene Liprin-gamma). The transcript has 11 exons. NCBI's taxonomy places the organism in Eukaryota, Metazoa, Arthropoda, Insecta, Diptera, Muscidae. The coding region runs from base 571 to 4332 and encodes 1253 amino acids. The record is from RefSeq and is a predicted model, not a curated record. Gene Ontology annotation, molecular function: protein binding.